Molecule: messenger RNA, 1041 nt
Organism: Emiliania huxleyi CCMP1516
Lineage: Eukaryota; Haptophyta; Isochrysidales; Noelaerhabdaceae
Exons: 1
Coding region: 1-1041 (346 amino acids)
Source: RefSeq, a predicted model, not a curated record
AUGGGUGCACUGGAGAAGGCGACGCCGCGAGUUGAUGAGACCCCGCAAGAGGAGACACUUGUCGCCGCGCUGGAGAAGGCGACACCCGAGCGCGCCACAGCGCCCAAGAAUCCGAUCCACUGCGGGCUCAUUGUCGGACGGCCGCACCAAACUGAGCGCUUGGAAGUGCGGUAUGCCUCGCCAGACAGCUGGGAGCGCUUCGACGUGCGACUCGUCCUGAAGGACCCGACCAAAGGGUGCUUCGACCCAGCCGAGCCGGGCACCGACGCUGGGCGCGACUGGCUCGAAGUGGUCCUGCGGCCGGCUGGCGGCGGCGAGUGGCGGCUGCGCUUGCCCGCCUACGCCGCGCACCUCGUUGAUCCCACCACGCUGUACGAGAUCGAAGACGUCGGCUCCGACGCGCUGAGCACCUUUUGGAGCGACGGCACUUGGUCGGGUUCGCUAGUGUGGGACGCGGCCGUGCAUGUGACGGAGGAGAUGCUCGGGACGGAGCUGGGCGAGAGGAUGCGCGGCACGAGUGUCCUCGAGCUAGCCUGCGGCCUCGGCUUGCCGGGGCUGACGGCGCAUUGCCUCGGCGCCUCUCGCGUUGUCCUCAGCGACCGCGGCCAAGUCGUCGGCCUGGUGGAGGAGGGGCUGCGCGCCAACAGGGCUGCGCUCUCGGGAGGCGGACGGCCGGUGCCCGUAGCGGCGGUCCUCGACUGGGGAUCGGCCGCCGCUCGCGAGUUGCUGCAGCAGCGGCUCGGCGGCAGCCAACCCGACUGGAUCAUCGCGUGCGACUGCAUCUUCGAGUCGCUCUUCGGCUCCACCGACGGCGUCACGUCGAUCUUCCUGCUCCUCCGCGUGCUCGAGCUCCUGUGCUCGCCCACGACUCGUGUGCUCGUGGGACUGGAGCGGCGCACGGGAGACGGUGCCGAGAAGUUCCUCGCCGCCGCCGAGGGCGCGGGAUUCGUGGCGUCGCUUCGCCGGCGUCACGGGCGCGUCGUGAUUUUCGAGAUGGGGCGGGCCCGCAUGCCCCGUGCGCAUGCCGACGGGGCGACAUAG